AUGAGCAACGAGCAGCCUCCUGUCGUCGCCGCCGAGCCACCACCGCUCGAGCGCUUCGAGGCGUCCGGGCCUGCGCACCCGUCGCCGCCGAUUCGCGCCGGGUUCGCCCCUCCUCCUCCUCGAGCCACCUCGCCGAGAUCUCGCGCUCCGUCUGCGACGUCCAGCAUCGACUCGUCUCGCGCGUCCUCCUCCUUCUCAGCCACGCGAGGGCAGUCGCAUUCGAGCGCACCUGACACUCGUCUUCCUCCAGAUCUUCCUGCCGCGCAACUCAAGCCCGCACAGCAUGGCGACGGCUUCCUCGUGGACGUGCCCGGAACCGGGCAGUGGCUCGUCAGCUGGGCCGAGCUGGUCGACCUCCUCAUGUCGCCUCGGACGCACGAGACGCUCUCGCCCAACGGCCUCAUCGGCGAGAUGAUCCGCUUCGUGCACGACCGCCUCGAGAAGGCCAACGCCCUGCCUGAAUCGUCUCGCCCGUCGACCGCCGUCAACAACCUCGGCGCCAACCUGAACGGCCUCUCGUUCGGCGGCGGCGGCGAGUCGUCGAGCGGCGCCCACUCGUUCCACGCGCCGGUGACCAGCUCCGGCUACGCCCCAGCUCCCGUCAGCAGCUACUACGGCGAGGACGCGACGGCGCACCCCGAGUCGAGCCGUCACGCGACGGUCGCGCCCCUCCAGACGGUCGCGCCCUACUUUCUCGCGCCGAUCAACACCGAGCUGCCCCUCCCGCCGACCAGCUACGCCGGUGGCGCCCAGCCGACGCCGACCAACUCGUCGACGGCGCUCGCGCAGCACCCGUCGGUCCACGGCCGCCAGGCGUUCGCGUACCGGUCGGGCAGCCCGGCCCCCUCGCUGUCCGGCCGCAGCGACUCGGCCGCCUCGUCUCGCCUGCACCACCGCCAGACGUCGGCCCCGUACCCUCGCCCGUCCUACCUGCACUCGUCGUCGUCGUACACCGACUACUCGAGCGCCGGCGGCGAGUCGUUUUACACCGACUGCGGCGGGCCCGACGACUGCAACAUGUACGACGAGCAAGAGCCCGGUACGGCGCUCCCGUCCGAGGUGACGGGCUAUCGCGCGACGCUGCCCAAGGUCAAGGGGCCUCGACCGCCGUCUCGGGCCCUCAACGGCGAGACCGAGACGUACAUCUGGAACGAGCGCAAGGGCUCGCUGUCGCGGGUCCCGCCUGGCGUCGACGCGCACGAGCUCGCGAGCUACUCGGUCGGCGGCAGCGAGGUCCUCGUCUUCCCGCCGGGCACGUACCACAAGGUCGUCGUCGACGGCCUCGAGGUCCUCCCGUGCGACUCGCGCCAGCGCGUCAACGCCUUCCUGCGUGGCCAGUUGUGCGUCGAAGGGUGCGGCUUCCGGUUCGAGGGCAAGCGGCCGAGCGUCAUCCGCGCGCACGUCGUCCACUGCAAGAGCCGCGCGUCGACGCUCCGGGUGGACCCGCUCAAGCGCUUCUGCCAGCUCCAGCUCGACGCCCACACGCUCGACACCCGCAUGCGCAACACGCACAAGGUGCCCAUCCCGGACCCUCGCAAGCCGCACGGCUUCGAGCGUGGCGACGACCAGUCGGACAGCCGCAGCAUCCUGAGCUUCGAGAGCGUCGACUCGCACGGCGGCUACUCGGCGUCGUCGUCGCAGGGCUCGAUCUACGAGCAGGGCGGACAGCACGGUCACGGGUCGAAAGGGCAAGAGUGGGAGCCGCAGUACGCGUCGACCAAGCGCGAUGAGUUCAACGAGUCGUCGGCGGCGUCGGUCCUCUCGGCCGGCUUCACGCCCUCGUCGUCGCAGGCUCUCGAGGGCCAGCAUCAGCAGCGACCGCAGGAGCAGUGGCUCGAGUCGUACGGCCUGUCGGUCCCGACGGGCGGCUCAGCGUCGGCUGCCUCGUCUCGCACGCCUUCUGAGCAGCGCCAGCCGGUCUCGGCGCGCUCGAGUGCGGUGCGCACGGCGGCGCCGGCGCCGCCGAACAAGCCGCGGCCGUCGUCCUUCCUCGAGCUCUGA
This is a messenger RNA of Rhodotorula graminis WP1, 2001 nucleotides long. RefSeq lists its product as uncharacterized. The transcript is spliced from 6 exons. The record is from RefSeq and is a predicted model, not a curated record. Lineage: Eukaryota; Fungi; Basidiomycota; Microbotryomycetes; Sporidiobolales; Sporidiobolaceae. Bases 1 to 2001 code for a protein of 666 amino acids.